AUGUCAUCUGCACAUGAAGCGGCUAAUAUUUUACCAUCAAAUUUUGACAUAGGUGGCUUAUCAAAUGCAUUGAAUAAUCCAGCACAAGUUUUUAGUAUGUUAGACAAAAAUAAUGAUGGACGUGUAACAAAACAAGAUUUGGCACUGCUAUUAGAACAAUUUGGAGUCAAUGGUAUGGCAGCUAAAGUAUUGUCAUCGUACCUAUUUAAACAGUUAGAUGCUAAUAAUAAUGGUACUAUUGAACCAAGUGAUCUUGUACAUGCCAAUGGAAUUUUAAGUAGUUUAUUAAAAAUGAAACAAAGUGGAAAUCAAUAA
This is a messenger RNA of Rotaria socialis, 315 nucleotides long. NCBI's taxonomy places the organism in Eukaryota, Metazoa, Rotifera, Eurotatoria, Philodinida, Philodinidae. The record is from the annotation of a GenBank genome assembly.